AUGGCCCACUCUCUCCUAGAAGUUCUAAGUGAUGUGCUCCUAAAAGAGUCCGAUUUGGGGGAGCAUUGGGAAGAGGAGGGGCAAGAGCAUCCCAAUGAUGAAAUAGUUGUGGUACUUGAUGAAGAAAGAAGCACUGAUGUGAUAUCUCUAGACUCUAGUGAACCUUCACUUUGCUCAUCACCAAGGCCCAGCAAAGAUCUUAUUGCAUAUGAAGUCAUGGUUAACCAGAGAAAUAUAGAAGAUGUUUGCAUAUGCUGUGGCGAUCUCCAGAUUCACACACAACAUCCCUUAUUUUAUGGAGGGAUGUGUAUUCCAUGUAAGGACAACUUCUUGGAGUCAUUCUUCUUAUAUGACGAAGAUGGGUAUCAAUCUUUUUGUACAAUCUGCUGUUCAGGAAAGAUACUACUUACAUGUGAAAACUCCAGUUGUAACAGAUGCUACUGUUUUGAAUGUGUUGAUGCCCUUGUAAAUCCUGGAAGUUCAGCAAAAUUUCAAGCAAUGAGCAAUUGGAUAUGCUUCUUGUGUCUACCCUUGACAUCGGAAAAUGGAUUACUGAGGAAGAGGAGGAAAUGGCGGGAGAAUCUAAAGGAUUUCUAUAAUCAAGAGUCUCAGAGACCUCUGGAAAUGUAUGAAACUAUGCCUGCAUGGAAACGAAAACCAAUCCAAGUUCUAUCUCUUUUUGGUGAUAUUGAAGAAGAACUUGUCAAGUUUGGAUUUUUGGGAAACAGUCCUGGUAAUGGAAGACUGAAACAUCUGAAUGAUGUCUCAAAUGUAGUCAGGAAAGAUGUAGAAGAAUGGGGACCAUUUGAUUUAAUAUAUGGUUCCACUCCUCCAAUUGGACAAAUCUCUGAACAUCCACCUGUAUGGUACUUUCUCCAGUAUUACCGAGUUUUACAAUAUGGGAAGCCCAAGAUGAACAGUGAACAGCCAUUUUUCUGGAUGUUUGUGGACAAUUUAGUCCUGACUAAAGAUGAUAGAGAAAUUGCUUCUCGAUUCUUUGAGAUUGAUCCAGUGACCAUAUAUGAGGUGUGUGAUGAGAUGGUCAAGAAUGCAGUCCUUAUAUGGAGUAACAUACCAUGCAUCCAAAGCAAUAAUUCAACUUUGUCUUCAGAUUGGGAUUUGUCUCUACUAGCACAGAACAUUAAAAGAUUGAAUGUUUUUUCUCUGAGGCCAGCUAGGCUUGUGAAUAAAUGUUUUAUUUCUCUGAGAGAAUAUUUUAAAUGUUUUUCUAAAGAUCACAUUUCUUAA
This is a messenger RNA of Antechinus flavipes (yellow-footed antechinus), 1248 nucleotides long. It is a transcript of the gene DNMT3L, whose product is annotated as DNA methyltransferase 3 like. Gene Ontology annotation, biological process: negative regulation of transcription by RNA polymerase II. NCBI's taxonomy places the organism in Eukaryota, Metazoa, Chordata, Mammalia, Dasyuromorphia, Dasyuridae. The coding region runs from base 1 to 1248 and encodes 415 amino acids. The transcript has 12 exons. Gene Ontology annotation, cellular component: nucleus. Gene Ontology annotation, molecular function: DNA (cytosine-5-)-methyltransferase activity, acting on CpG substrates; enzyme activator activity; DNA binding. The record is from RefSeq and is a predicted model, not a curated record.